Molecule: messenger RNA, 441 nt
Organism: Batrachochytrium dendrobatidis JAM81
Lineage: Eukaryota; Fungi; Chytridiomycota; Chytridiomycetes; Rhizophydiales
Exons: 2
Coding region: 1-441 (146 amino acids)
Source: RefSeq, a predicted model, not a curated record
AUGCCUGCUUUGCAGACUCCUAUUUGCAAUUUGGAUUUGAAAAUAGGAAACUCGAUUAUUGAAGUAUUAAGAGCCUCUGAUUUGAAGGAUAGCAAAUUCAAGUCACCUAAAAAAACUGGUAUUAUUCGGUGUCCUAUUUAUACUACUUUGGAUCAAGAAACGAAUACAGAAAUCAAGGACCUAAUGAACAAAGAGGUUUUUGAAGAUGAAAAGUAUCUGUUUACCAUUGAAAAUGGUAUUGUAUAUGCAAUCAAGAACACAUGCAAUUUAGAUGAAACCAAUAAAGAAUUACGAGACUACGUUGCUUCAACAUGGAAAGAUCCACAACUUUUACACGAUGAUGCUUGCUCAACAGCGACUCCAAACAAAACUGUCGAGUAUUUUUUAAACGACUCCAUUGAAAAGGCAAUCACGUUUGUUGUCAUUGAAAAAGUCGACUGA